Musa acuminata AAA Group (dessert banana) is the source of this 1084-nucleotide messenger RNA. RefSeq lists its product as uncharacterized. The record is from RefSeq and is a predicted model, not a curated record. Gene Ontology annotation, biological process: regulation of exit from mitosis. The transcript has 7 exons. Gene Ontology annotation, cellular component: nucleus. Bases 63 to 893 code for a protein of 276 amino acids. NCBI's taxonomy places the organism in Eukaryota, Viridiplantae, Streptophyta, Magnoliopsida, Zingiberales, Musaceae.
CGCAGCCGCUAUUGCGUGUGUUUUGAAAUCUUCCUCCCGUCCUCAGUUUCUGGUCGGAGCAUAUGGAAUCGGGAGGAGGAGGGCGGCCAGGUUUUAUGGAGAUCGAGGCGGCAGCGGCGGACGGGUUGGGGAGAUCGGACAUCUUCCACAUCGUCAAGGAGAUCCUCGGGUUCGUCCUCUACAUGCACCAACAGAUCCCGUCGCUGCUUCAACACCUCGAAAAUGAAUUUGAUGCUCUAAAGGAGGAACAUGAAAGUUUGGAAGAGGCAUGUCGAACACCGGAAGAAUCAAAGGCAUCCGAUAGGAGGAAGCAUAAUUUGAGGAAAAGAGAGAUCAAACAGGGGAUCAGGAGGCUGGACAAAUUGAUGUGUUCCAAAUCGAGCUUGCUUUCUGCGCUUCGACUGGCGCUGGAGGAGAUGCCUGACAUUCGAGAAGUUACUUUGAUUCUUGGAGCGAGUAUUGUGAGACCUCAACACGUAUACCAGCUGGUGUUUUCUGGAGGGAAUUUUGGUUCUGGAAAUGCAAAUAAAUGCACCGAAAGGAAAAUUUCUGAUAAUAUUGCUAGAAAGGCCAUUCGAGUUCUAAUAUCUGCUGGUGCCGGGAGUAGUACUUACACGGGUCCGUCCAAGUUGUUCUUGCUCGUCAGAAGUUCCUCUACCUUCAGCCUCCCACUGCAUUUUUUUCCCAAGCGUGAUUUCCGAUUCGGCAAAAAGGUAGUACCACUCAAGUUACACAUCAAUUGCAAGAUUCCAGAACAUGCCAUGGAUGAUUUGCAUCGAACGUCACUUGCCGGCAGCUCCUUAUGUCCUAAUUCCACUGAAUAUGAUGCGAUCUGGUUUCAGUGCAAGCAUGUCAUCAGGGGUUUGCCUAGCAAGACUCCAGCAGAAUGUUGAGAAGUUGGCAUGUGUUUCAUCAUAACAAGGGCAAUGAGACUUUUGUUUUUUUUCUUUUCCCCCCUUUUCUACUGUCUCAGUUGAACGGCAAAUGAUAUCAUCGCCUUCCGAUUUUAAACUCCAAUUCUAGUUUGUGUGGUUGAUAUCCAUUCUGGAUGGAGAAGAGAACCAAGCAAAGAUGAUUCUGCGUA